Gasterosteus aculeatus aculeatus (three-spined stickleback) is the source of this 5038-nucleotide messenger RNA. RefSeq names its product zinc finger, FYVE domain containing 28 (gene zfyve28). The record is from RefSeq and is a predicted model, not a curated record. Gene Ontology annotation, molecular function: metal ion binding. NCBI's taxonomy places the organism in Eukaryota, Metazoa, Chordata, Actinopteri, Perciformes, Gasterosteidae. Gene Ontology annotation, cellular component: early endosome membrane. Gene Ontology annotation, biological process: negative regulation of epidermal growth factor-activated receptor activity.
CAUCCAGUAGCGUUAAAAGGGGGGAAGAGAACAGCAGAGCCGCCGCUGCUUCGCUCGUCUGAACCGUUGGGACUUGGAAAGUGGCCGGACGGGAGAGGGAAAGCUGGCGGAGCACCUCGGCAUUCAGCGAAGAUGGAAAUAACUCCGUUGUCUACUUUGCGCGCCUUCGGAGCCGCGUUCUAACAUUCGGGGCAACUUGCCGUAUAUCGUUUUUUUUACGUGGUAUUUUCUCGCAUUUGGGAACCGCCGGUGCGAGCUAGCUUAGCAACCAGCCACCGACACUGUCAGACACACAGGUACAGGACGGGAGGCUCCGUGACAAAGGAAGGUGGCGAGGUGACGAUGAACCGCUUUCGGAAGUGGCUGUACAAGCCCAAGAGGACGGACCCUCAGCUCCUGGCCCAGUUCUACUACGCCGACGAAGAGCUGAACCAGGUGACCACGGAGCUGGACGGCAUCGACGGCAGGAAAGACCCUCAGAGAUGCACCCUCCUGGUCAACCAGUUCCGCUCUUGUCAGGACAGUGUGUUGACCAUUAUCAAUCAGAUCAUGGAUGAAUGUAUUCCCGAGGACCGGGCCAACCGAGACUUCAGCGUCAAGUUCCCGGAGGAGAUUCGUCAUGACAACUUGGCAGGGCAGCUGUGGUUUGGGGCUGAGUGUUUGGCUGCCGGCUCAAUCAUCAUGAACAGGGAGAUCGAGAGUAUAGCAAUGAGGCCCCUCGCUAAGGACGUUACACGUAGCCUGGAGGAGGUACGCAACAUUACCAGAGACCAGGCCCUGAGAGACCUCAACUUGUACACUGACCGCAUGAGGGACGCGAUGAGACAUUUUGAUGGCCUUUUUGCUGAGUUUGAGCUCAGCUACGUGUCAGCCAUGGUGCCUGUGAAGUCGCCCAAAGAAUACUAUGUACAACAGGACGUGAUCGUGCUCUUCUGUGAAACUGUAGAAAGGGCCUUAAAGCUGGGCUAUCUCACACAAGACAUGAUCGAUGACUAUGAACCUGCACUGAUGUUUACAAUUCCCAGACUAGCCAUUGUAUGUGGGCUGGUUGUGUAUUCAGAGGGACCUCUCAACCUAGACCGAAAAUCAGAGGACAUAUCUGAGCUCUUCCGGCCUUUUCGCACUUUAUUGAAGAAGAUCAGAGACCUCCUCCAGACCCUGACUGAGGAGGAGUUAAUAUCACUGGAAAGAAAUCUCUGCAUCACCCAGGACGGGGAUCUGUCGGUAGGCCAGGAGCAGGCUAUGGACUGCUCACCAACUCCAGUCCAAGAGAAUCCCUCAUCCUGCAGCCCUGCUAAUGACACUUACAAGGGAGAGAGUGAGGGUGAACAUGAGCAUCUGGCUCCAUUGGUCGGCCCCAGGCAGGAGGAAGACCUGGCGGAAGUGGAAAAGGGCUGGGAGGAGGUAGAAAUGGCAGGAGAGGAGCAGGAACCGGGCUUGCUGUGCGAGGAGGCAGAGGAGGCCGAGUUGGCCUGUUCUAUGCAGUACGACGAAGAGGAACUUGAGCAGCUCAACAUGAUGGUGUACCGCGUAGGGGACGAGAUGUCCACCUUUCUGUCGCCUCCCAGCCAGGGUCACUCACCAGCACGCAACCCCCACGCAGGCGUGGCGGGAGGCUCCGGUGGCUCUUUUAGCGCUGAAGCCUCUCCACGCAGGCUCCUGGGGGGCCGGGGAAGGACGGGCAUCUACUUGGAGGAGGAGGACAAGGUCUUCCACAUGGAGGACCUGGACGCGGAGGGAGACGGCAUCACCAGCAUUUCAAGAGAGGCCUGUCGUUGCGUCGCCUCUCCCACCAAAGCACCUGACUCUGCUCCUCCCGUGCAGAGCAAGCUGGGGCCGCCACCAGGCGCCGCCAGGAGCGGCUGGGACUCUGCCGCCCAGUCGGAGCAGCCGUGCCCGCAGCCACGAGGCCCGAGCACACACUGUCCUAAGGCAAAGCACCCUCCUUGCACUUCCGCUCCUGGCUCUGAGUCAUUGCCUUACGCCAACGGGUGGGAGAUGGGCUUGGAGGGGACAGCGUCUGAAACGGCUGAGGUCAUCGCCCACCGUAUGGGCGGGAUGAAGCUGUCUGCCACGGUCAUCUUCAACCCCCGUUCCCCCAGCUCGACGGAGCUGUCCGUGGACAAGCUGUUGCCUCGGCCAGCACCCUCUGAGAUCGAGUCCUGUGGCCCUCUGGUGGCCACUCACUGCCUUCUCAACUCCUGUGUCUGCUGUGGGAGCUGCGAGGACGGCCACGAGGACGCCGUCGCCGCCGAGUCCACGGGACUUCGGGGCCUCGCCCUGGGAUUGGAUAACCUGUGUAAGACUGCAGCCCCCAGCGCAGUCUUCCGGCCGGCUGCGUGCCGGCUGCCCGCACAAGGUCACGAGCCUCUCGGCAAGCGUGAGCUCGCUCGGUUGACUCCGCCUUCUUCGUGCCGGUCUGCAGAGGACCUGGAAGAGGAUUCAAACCCACAGCUAUGUGAGGAGUGCCUGGUCGUGGCUCCAUGGCCGGGUCAUCGGCCUCCUCACUUUGGCUCCAGUGGCGGGGGCGCGCCCUCCCCGUGCGACCACCAGCUGAGUAACGAAAAGAGGGAGCAGGCCUCCGGAGGCCGACAGGGGGACGAGGAUACGGAUAAGGACAAGCUAGGGACUAAAGUCUUGAAGCGGGACACCAAAGAGGACGGCAGGACAAGCUCUAGUUUUCAGGGCUCUCCCCUCAGCUCUGUUUCAGGUAGUGACUGUGACAGUGUGUCUGUCACCACAUGUAGUCUAUCCAGCAGCCCAUACACCCCCAGCCCUGUAAGCAGUCUGACCCCCAGCUCGGGGAUGUCAGACCUGGACCAUCAGGAGAUCCACCUGGCUCUGCGACACGCCAAGCUGGCUGCAAGGAACAAGAUCCGAUCGCGCUUUCACAGCAGCAGCGACCUCAUCCACCGCCUCUUUGUUUGUAUAUCAGGUGUUGCCGAUCAGCUGCAGACCAACUAUGCUAGUGACCUUCGCAGCAUCCUCAAGACUCUGUUUGAAGUCAUGGCAACUAAGUGUGAGGAGGGAGGCAACGAUAACCAAAAGAAAGGCCCUGUUCUGCGUAGUGCUGUGCUGGAAGACUGUGCCCUCUGUCAGGAGACCAUUUCCUCAUCUGAAUUGGCAGCCAAGGCCCGGGACGGACAAUUUGAAGAUCCUCCAGACUGGGUCCCAGAUGAAGCCUGCAACUCUUGCAUUGCCUGCAAGGCUCCCUUCACAGUCAUCCGCAGGAAGCACCACUGUAGAAGCUGUGGAAAGAUCUUCUGCUCCCGCUGCUCCUCCCAUUCUGCCCCUUUGCCUCGGUAUGGCCAGGUGAAGCCCGUCAGGGUUUGCACACACUGCUACAUGUUUCACGUCACACCCUUCUACAGCGACAAGGCCGGCAUCUAACUCCAUGUCGUCACCCAAAGUACACAGCCCGCCACAACAAACGUAUGCAACGGACAGACCCAGGGCUGUGGACAAAGCAAGCGCCUCCCUGCUCUGGUAUACCGAAUGGCCGCCACCGUACCUGCUGAGCAGGGCUGAGCGUGAGGCCGUUACAGACGAGACACGCACACACACACACACACACAAGUGAAAAUUCAACGUGCUUUUAUUGCUUCGGAGAGGCUGGCAAACAAACAGUUUGAUUUCAGUGCCCAGCUAACGCACAAUUGCCUGCCUGAUCCUAGAGGUGUAAAGGGGAGAGAGGGGAUAAGCGGGUAAGGACACAUUUAGAACUGGCAUUGUGCAAGAAGCUUCUCUAGCAGUUUGCAGCACAAAUUUGGAACAGGUCACAUUGUUUGAUUUUUCUCGAGGUGUAAAUUAAAGGACUUGUGAAAUAUUUUCCUAUGCUUUUGCGAGCUUCCUACAUCUGUGCCAGGACUCUCACAGGCUUUGGAUUACUCAAAAGAAUGUAAUUCAUGAUACCCAUGUAAAUAGGAUUAAUCUGAUAAUAGCUAAACUAUGAUGUCUUCAUAGAACAUUUGCUAUUUAUAUGGGGGAGAAACCACCGGUCCUUUUAAAGUAAAAAUGAAAAACAGACAGCUUUUAUAUUUAGAUGAUUUAAUGCUUUUAAUGGCAAUGAAUGUAUAAUUCACUUGAAAAUGUGUUUGUUACAAAAAGGUUAAACGUUGAGCUCUUUAUGGCUUUGCCCACUGCUUUUACAGUCGCACUGCGGCAUGUCAUGUUUGCUCUGAGGGCUCUGCUGCACACGGAGACGGUUCAAAGGGAUUCCCGAAUGAUCACGGUCGGGUCCUGAAGGCCCUCCCGAGUGGAGAGUUGACCUCGCCUCGCUCAGUGCCCUCAUCACAAUGUUGUUGUUGUUUUUUGUUCUGAACCAGAGGCCUUCUAAGGACUACAGGCCGAUUGUUGCCCAUGGAUUCCACUUCCUACUCGCGAUACCGUGCAAUAUUACAAUGGUCCUGCACAUUUUAGAGACGAGACUUGGCUAUUACAUUUUAGUUAAAGGCCAAUUCUGAGCCCAUAAAUUGUGCAGAUUUGCCGUUACACUAAAUUAUUUCCGGCGUUGGUUCAGGAUCGGAUAUUUUGUUUUCAGAUUACAUCGUUUGCACCUGCCUUCCUUUCUGCUUUUGAACCAGCUUCCAUUGAUGACCACAUACAAAGUAUCUUCCAUGCUCAUGAUAUCACGCAGUUUGUGUGUCUGAAAGGGUCAGAAGUAGCCAGUCAAAUACGGACUUUUGGGAAAGCUCAAACUCUCUUAUCACAUGUCCAUUCUGGUCUCACCUAAGCGGUUUCUCAGGCAUUGCAAAUAGAAACCAUCAUUGCUCUUUGAUCAAUUUAUUUUCAUCAUAAACUGACUUUGAAAAGAUAUGCUUAUUUUCUUUUUUUUUAUAAGGAACAAACAUGUUUGAAGCUAUAAUUACUAUAAUGUAUAAUACAUGGAAUCAUGCUGUAAUUAGUGGGUGGUAUAUCCAGUUAUUGUUUCAGAGUUUGGUCUUAUUUUGUAAAAAUGAGAGCUGUGUAAAAUCAAUAAAUUGUUAUAGUUUUAAAUGCGAUUGUAUAUUGAAAUAAAAUUUUCCUUUUUUAAAAUGUU